UUCUUAAUUUCCCUCAACCACAGAUACACCCUGAUGGGAAAUAUUGGCUUCCUCCUCCCUCUUAAGGUAUUUGUGGUGGUGGUGUGCAACUUUGUGACUACUUUGUCAGCGGAAUCACCCAGCACCACCACUGACCAAUUGGCUCUUCUUGCACUAAAAGCCCAUGUCACCAAUGACCCUCAAAACCUCUUGGCAACCAACUGGACUAGUGCAACGUCCGUUUGCAACUGGAUUGGUGUUACUUGCGGAUCCCAUCGUCAAACAGUCACCGCUCUUGAUCUUUCUCACAUGGGCCUUAUAGGCACCAUCCCACCUCACUUGGGGAAUCUAUCUUUUCUUUCUAAGCUUGACAUCCCACAUAAUCAUUUUCAUGGCUCAUUGCCCAUGGAGUUGGCUAAUUUGUCUCGGUUGAAAUAUAUAAACUUUGCUGGCAACAACUUCACUGGGGAAAUCCCAUCAUGGUUUGAUUCCUUCAUUCAACUUCAAAGCUUGUUUCUGUACCAUAACAACUUUUCUGGUAUUAUCCCAUCUUCAUUGGGCUCUUUGUCAAAUCUUGAGAAGUUGAUCUUGUAUGACAAUGAUUUGAAGGGGCAGAUUCCUAUAGCAUUUGGAAAUCUUUCCAACUUGAAAAGGUUAUAUUUGGAUAAUAAUCAGCUUUCAGGUCAAUUUCCAAUGGCUCUAUUCAAAUGCAAAGAGUUAGAAUUUUUAUCUUUAACUCACAAUGUCUUGGAGGGAAGUGUGCCUCAAGAAAUUGGGAAUUUGACUAGAUUAAGAAAUUUGUAUCUUGAUGGUAACAACCUAACAGGUCAAAUUCCAUUAGCUCUAUUCGAGUGCCGAGAGUUAGAAAUUUUAUUGUUAUCUAAUAAUGCCUUGGAGGGAAGCAUACCUCAAGAAAUCGGGAAUUUGACUAGAUUAAGAUUGUUGUACCUUGAUCAUAACAACUUAACAGGUAUAGUACCUCAAGAAAUUGCAAAUUUGACUAGAUUAAGCUAUUUGUAUCUCUUUGAAAACAUCCUAACAGGUCAACUUCCAUUAUCUCUAUUCAAGUGCCAACAGUUAGGAUAUUUAUCUUUAUCGCACAAUGCCUUGGAGGGAAGUGUGCCUCAAGAAAUUGAGAAUUUGACUAAAUUAAGCUACUUGUAUCUCUAUGAGAACAACCUAACAGGUGAAAUUCCAUCAACAAUCGCAAGCUUGCCUUUUCUUGAGUAUCUUGAUUUGAGCUUUAACAACUUAACAGGUCAACUUCCAGCUCUACCACUUUCAUUGCGCGGCGUAACUGUUGCACACAAUAAUUUAAUUGGAGAAAUCUCUUCAUCAGUUUGCAAUAUGAGUUCACUACAAUAUUAUCUCACGUUGGCAAAGAAUAAUUUUCAUGGAAUUAUUCCACAAUGUCUUGGAAACUUAAGCAACUCUGUUAAAUUUGUGGAUCUAAACAUGAAUAAAUUUCAUGGUAAAAUACCUGGAGAUUUUCAUAAAACUUGUUUGUUGAGAAGUUUUUCCAUCAAUCAUAACCAGCUAGAAGGGUCCUUACCACGCUCUUUGGUUAAUUGCUCAGAAUUAGAACUUUUAGAUGCAGGGAACAACAACUUAAAUGAUCCCUUUCCGAAUUGGUUAAGAAAUUUGGAUCUAAAAGUUCUUGUCUUGCGAGGUAAUGGAUUCUAUGGUCAACUUGAUGACUUUGAGGGUAGAUUUUCCUUCUCAAAUUUGCGAAUCAUUGAUCUCUCUCACAAUGACUUCAAUGGCCAUUUGCCAACGAAAUUUUUGGAAAAUCUACAUGGUAUGAGAAGUGGGAGUGAAAACAAAGGUGACUUAGAGUACAUGAUGUACAUUGGGACUGAUCAAGUUGAAUAUUUUUAUGAGUCUUUAGUUAUUACAACAAAAGGGUUGGAGAUGCGAUUUGAAAGAAUCUUAACCGCUUUGACGAUUAUUGACUUUUCAAAUAAUCGAUUCAACGGACAUAUUCCCGUAAUGCUUGGAGAACUUCAUACACUUAUUGCCCUUAAUCUCUCUCACAAUAGUUUAAUGGGUCCUAUCCCAUCAUUAUUAGGGAAUUUGUCAGCACUUGAAUCAUUGGAUCUCUCAUCAAACAAGCUUGAAGGAAAAAUUCCAGUAGAAUUAGUAAAUCUUAUAUUCUUAGAGGUAUUAAACCUUUCUUGGAAUAAUCUCACGGGACUCAUCCCUCAAGGCAAACAAUUAGACACUUUCACAAAUGAUUCCUACAUUGGAAACUUGGGUUUGUGUGGACUUCCUUUAUCAAAGGAAUGUAGUAAUCAGCGAAAUUUAGAACCACAACCAACAAAGUUUGAUGAAGAUGGUGAUGCUGUGAAUUGGAAAUUUUCUAUAUUGAUGGGGUAUGGAUGUGGGCUGGUUUGUGGAUUGAGCAUGGGAUACAUUGUGUUUGCAACUGGAAAACCAUGGUGGUUAGUUAGGAUCAUUGAGAGAGGUCAACAAAAAUAUGUUAUUAGGGGGAAAAUCCGAAGAAGUGGAGGAAGAAAAUAAUACAGCUAAUGCUCUUAGGUCGGGUAUGUGCCAACUUCCAUGGUUAAUUUCUUCCACAUACAAUUUGGCAAAAAAAGGAUCUUGACAAGAAAAG
Messenger RNA from Theobroma umbraticum, 2593 nucleotides. NCBI's taxonomy places the organism in Eukaryota, Viridiplantae, Streptophyta, Magnoliopsida, Malvales, Malvaceae. The record is from RefSeq and is a predicted model, not a curated record.